Molecule: messenger RNA, 2049 nt
Organism: Vicia villosa (hairy vetch)
Lineage: Eukaryota; Viridiplantae; Streptophyta; Magnoliopsida; Fabales; Fabaceae
Product: E3 ubiquitin-protein ligase PUB23-like
Exons: 1
Coding region: 25-1353 (442 amino acids)
Biological process (GO): protein ubiquitination
Molecular function (GO): ubiquitin protein ligase activity
Source: RefSeq, a predicted model, not a curated record
UCCACCAAAAAAAAAAAAGCAACAAUGAAUCAACAGAUCGAUGUUUCUCCAUUUUUUCUAUGCCCUAUUUCACUUCAACUCAUGAAUGAUCCUGUUACUGUCUCAACAGGAAUAACCUACGACAGACAAUCCAUCGAAAAAUGGCUCUUUUCGUCCAAAAACAAUACAUGUCCUGUCACAAAACAACAACUCUUACAUGAUCAUCAAAAUCACAUUAUUCUCACACCGAACCACACUCUUCGUAGACUCAUCCAAGCAUGGUGCACCAUUAACUCUUCCUAUGGCAUCCAAAGGAUUCCAACUCCAAAACCUCCAACAACAAAAACCCUCAUAGAAAAACAACUCAAAGAAGCUUCUGAUUCUUCAGAUUCCCCUCACUUGCUUAUUCAAUCUCUUAGAAAGCUCAAAACAAUAGCUUCCGAGAGCGAAACGAAUCGACGGUGUAUUGAAUCUGCCGGUGCUGUAGAGUUCUUAGCAUCAAUAGUAACAAAAAACAACACAAGCUGUUCAUCUUCAUGUUCAACAGCAGAAUUAUCCGAAACCACCAUUCUUGAUGAUGAUGAUAUGGAAGGAUUUGCGUUAGACUUUAAUAUUGGUGCAGAUGAUGAAGCUAUAAACAUCCUUUACAAUCUUCAUUUAACAGAACAAGGUUUGAAAACUCUCUUAAACUUCAAAAAUGGAGAAUUUUUAGACUCUUUAAUGAGAUUACUGCAAAAGGCUAACUACGACUCAAGAACAUACACAGUUUUUCUGUUGAAAUCUAUGUCAAAGGUUGCUGAUCCAUCAAAACUAGCCAAUCUAAAGUCCGAGUUUUUCGUGGAAUUAGUUCAGCUUCUCAAAGAUCAGAUAUCAAAAAAGGCAUCAAAAGCAACACUACAAACAUUGAUUCAGCUUGUUGAAUUUGGAAGAAAUAGAAUGAGAGCAGUGGAAUCCGGCUGUGUUCAUGUUUUGAUAGAACUUCUUCUUGAUUGCAAAGAAAGAAAACCACGUGAGAUGAUUUUGGUGCUCUUGGAGAUGUUAUGUCAAAGUGCUGAUGGAAGAUAUGAACUUUUAAGCCAUGGAUGUGGUUUAGCUAUUGUUUCAAAGAAGAUUUUGAGGAUUUCAACAAUGGCUAAUGAUAGAGCAGUGAGGAUUCUUCUAUCUGUUGCAAGAUUCUCUGCAACACAUAUAGUUGUUCAAGAAAUGCUGCAAAUAGGUGUUGUUGCAAAGCUUUGUUUGGUUCUUCAAGUUGAUAGUGGAAAUAAGGCUAAGGAGAAAGCAAGAGAGAUUCUUAAAUUGCAUGCAAACUCUUGGAGGAAGUCUCAUUGUGUACCUACUAAUUUACUUGCUUCUUAUCCAUCAUCAAGUGCUUGAAAAAUUAGAGGGUCUUUUUUUGCAUUUUAUUUAGUUUUGAUCUUUUUACUCCUUCAUUGGGAAUUUUUUGUUUUAAAGAAUAUAGAGGUUAGAUGGAACAAGGGAUAGGUGUGGACUUAAAAUAAUAUUGUCCAUGAAGAAUGGGUCGGAAACAAAUUAAAUUAGGAUCAAUUGUUUAUAUUGUGCAUGACUACGUCACAUAUUCAUACAACAGAUGUUAAAAUAUAAUUCAUUCUAUCAUCAAAUAGUUCUUCUUCAAGCAUUUGUUCUUUCUUCAAACAUUUGUUUAGAUUAGGUGUCUUCCUAUGGUAGAUCUAUGUUGGUUCUCGAGGUCCUAGAACAUUCUUUUGGCACACAUCUAUAGGACCAAUACUAUGUCUUUUGACGUUGAUAUGAUGUCAUUAAGGUAUACUACUACGAGCUCCUCUUGAUUUUUCGGGCUUCCGACGGAUCUUCUUAUGUCGUGACUUCGGUUGAGAACUUAGGAAUAAUUUUUCCUCAAGCCCGGUCUAACGUAUUCGGGGUGAGACUUGCCAUCUUAUAUCGUUUUCACCUAAAACGUAGGUGCCUUUUGAUAGAAGAGUAUAUUAAUAUUAAUAAUAUUAGUUAUUAGUGUUGUUGUUGAAUUCUAGUUGUACUUGGGCUUUUAAUAGUUGUUGGGCAUUUAGGUCUAUUAUCCAUUAAGGGUAUUAUAUA